AACUUACAGGCUCCAGCAAAUAAAAGAACCCUGGUCUUCAUGGAAAGGUUUUGAUGUUACAACAUUUUUAAGCAAAAAUAAUGUUGUAUCGAGCAAUCACAGUAUUAUUUUUAUCAACAUUUUAUAUCAAAUUUGUUUCAUGUAAAUUUAGCACACUAUACCCUGAAGAGAAGUAUCUGAGGGAUAUCAGUUACAAUGUAUUUGCGUAUACAAACUUGACGUUUACACAUGCCGAGAGUCCCGUAUGGGACUCUGAGACCAAUAAACUGUAUUGGGUGGACGUUCUCAAUCAAGAUGUGCACGUGUUGGAUUAUUUCACUUGGCGUCACACCACCAAACAUAUUAGUUAUGGUGAAGUGAACGUGGUAGUGCCAGUAAUGAAUAGCAGUCGGCUGCUGGUCGGCGUCAGGGCAGAGGUGUACCUGCUAGAUUGGCAGAAACACGGCGACGCUGCGCUUAGAUUAGUCGCCGCCAUCGACCAGGGCAAACCGGACAAUGUUAUCAAUGAAGGCAAAGCAGAUGCAAUGGGAAGAUUUUGGGCCGGGACAAAGGGCCCUCAGCGUGGGGACAAAGUGGCUCAAGACGAAGCUGCUCUAUACAGUUUAGAACAGCCGUGGUACACCGCCAGAGUAAAACUAAAGCCUGUCACCAUUUCUAACGGACUAGUCUGGGCCCUUAACGACUCCGUUAUGUACUAUAUCGAUUCCGAAACUAGGAAAAUUGAAGCGUUUGAUUUUGAAGUUAAAACUGGUCAUAUAAGCAAUCGACGCACAAUUUUAAACAUAAAGGAAUAUGGUUAUAACAAAGCCAUCCCUGACGGUAUGACGAUUGAUAAGGACGGCCUACUGUGGGUCGCUCUUAUGUUCGAGGGAUCAGUAAUCCGCAUCGAUCCAGAAUCGAGGACUAUAAUAGAAAAGUACAAACUGCCGGUAUCUCGGACGACGUCCGUGACAUGGGCGGGGCCGCAACUUAACCACCUGAUCGUCACUACCUCCAGACGCAACAUAUCCCCAGACGAACUGAGCCGUGAACCACUCUCGGGUGCCAUAUUUAUUUUGCAUCAGACCGGAACUCGAGGUGUCCCCAUUUAUAAGUUUGCUUUCGACAAUGCUGAUUGCUAUUAAUAUUGUGACUUAUUUGUGUAUCUAAAAUAUAUGUAAUGCUUUUUU
This is a messenger RNA of Galleria mellonella (greater wax moth), 1169 nucleotides long. RefSeq names its product regucalcin-like. Gene Ontology annotation, biological process: L-ascorbic acid biosynthetic process. The transcript is spliced from 6 exons. The record is from RefSeq and is a predicted model, not a curated record. NCBI's taxonomy places the organism in Eukaryota, Metazoa, Arthropoda, Insecta, Lepidoptera, Pyralidae. Bases 81 to 1124 code for a protein of 347 amino acids. Gene Ontology annotation, molecular function: gluconolactonase activity; calcium ion binding.